This is a messenger RNA of Mytilinidion resinicola, 1538 nucleotides long. Its product is annotated as 2-nitropropane dioxygenase. The coding region runs from base 207 to 1253 and encodes 348 amino acids. Gene Ontology annotation, molecular function: nitronate monooxygenase activity. The record is from RefSeq and is a predicted model, not a curated record. Lineage: Eukaryota; Fungi; Ascomycota; Dothideomycetes; Mytilinidiales; Mytilinidiaceae. The transcript has a single exon.
CCCGCAAAUGGACCACACUGCACGUUGCUGCGGACCGCGACCCACCAGCUUCACAUUUACCCUCGAAUUACCAUGCCUCGGUGUUUGCCGGUCUUUUAUAUGUGCUUCUACAAUUCCAACAUACCCCAUUCAAUCGCAACAGAGCCUCCAUAGUUCCACAAGCAUCCAUUGACCAACCACACCUCUCCACCCUCCAACCCUCCACAAUGGCGACUCCCUCGCUCGAAACGCCGCUCUCGAAGCUCCUGGGGAUCAAAUACCCCAUCAUCCUCGCCGGCAUGGCUCGAACCUCCGGCGGCCCUCUCGCAGCGGCCGUGUCCAACGCAGGCGGCUUGGGUGUCAUCGGAGGCCUAGGAUACACACCAGAUCAGCUCCAGACCAUCAUAGAUGAGCUGAAAGCAAACCUGACGGAUAAAUCUCUCCCUUUUGGCGUCGAUCUCGCGCUCCCGCAGGUCGGAGGCAACGCGCGCAAGACCAACCAUGACUACACCCACGGCCACCUGGACGAGCUCAUCGAGGUCACGAUCAAGAACGGCGCAAAGCUGUUCGUCAGCGCUGUUGGUGUCCCUCCCGCACGAACAAUCAAGAGACUACAUGAGGCGGGCAUUCUGAUUAUGAACAUGGUUGGCGCGCCGAAGCAUGCGGUUAAGGCGCUGAAUGCAGGCGUGGACAUUGUAUGUGCACAGGGCGGCGAAGGAGGAGGGCAUACGGGCGAUAUCGCGAACAGCAUACUCAUCCCCUCGGUAGUGGAUGUGGCGAGGCGGUACAAGAGCCCGCUGACGGGCGAGCCAGCAAUGGUGGUCGCGGCGGGAGGAAUCUACAAUGGGCGCAGUCUGGCGAGUAGUCUGAUGCAGGGUGCGCAGGGCGUGUGGGUGGGCACGCGGUUCGUUGCCUCCACGGAGGCAGGCUGCUCGGAGUUGCACAAGAAGGACGUUGUCAGCGCGUCGUUCACGGACACGCUGAGGACGCUGGUGGUGACUGGACGGCCGCUGCGGGUGAGGAUGAAUGACUAUAUUCGAGAUUGGGAGAGCAGGCCGGACGAGAUCAAGAAUUUGACGGAGCAGGGUAUUGUGCCCAUGACGAAGGAUAUGGACGACGGGAAGGAUACGGAUAAGCCCUUCCUGAUGGGCCAAGUUGCGGCUGUCAUAGAAAAGAUCCAACCGGCCAAGGAGAUUGUGGACGAGAUGGUCGCGGAGGCUGUGGCGAUGCUGAAGCUGGGCCAGACGUAUAUCAGUGUUCCGAGCAAGUUAUAGGGGGCUGACGGAGUGUGUGAGUAAAAUGUAUAAGCAAAUAAGUAGACAUUACUUCCUUUGAGGUCCGAUCUGCUUCCUGAGGUCCACAUAUAAUCAAAGGCACCUAGGCAGUGCAGUCUUCGGAGCUGUUGGGCAGGUGGAGUACGGACGUGUAUUCGUGCUCUGAAACGUGAGUCUUGAGCCACGAGAGAGACCCCCAACAUUGAAAUCGAGAAGGAGGUGUAUCUCCAAGUUCGUUGAAUUGUCGGUACGUCCGUAGCAUAUUCUGAAAUAGUAAACAUAGCG